Aspergillus uvarum CBS 121591 is the source of this 894-nucleotide messenger RNA. RefSeq lists its product as uncharacterized. The coding region runs from base 266 to 481 and encodes 71 amino acids. Lineage: Eukaryota; Fungi; Ascomycota; Eurotiomycetes; Eurotiales; Aspergillaceae. The transcript has a single exon. The record is from RefSeq and is a predicted model, not a curated record.
CUUCCUCUCCUUGACAGAUGCUCAUAGUAUUAUGCUUAGUAUUGUCCUGGAGACUUGACUUGGUUUAUCAAUUUUUCUCUCAUUUCCUCCUCUUAUUAUUGUCUCGUGAUGAUCUCCUCUUGCCCCAUCGUCUCCCGAGUGAGAUUGGCAUGCGAGUUUUGAAACCUCUACCUGGAUCAUUCUGAUCUUCAUUUACAAUCGUAAUUAGAUGUAUAUGUAGAUAUCAUUAGGAGUUCACAUUGCGUUUUCCAAAUGCGAUUGAUGGAUGAAAGUGAUCGGCUUCUGCUUCGCUCGCCAGCAAUUGUUUCUUAAUGGCGGCUCAACCCUGCAGAACUUGCUCGGGCUGCUUUGUCUGUCUAGACUAUUUGUCUACCAGGCUGCUGCUACUCAGAAAUCCACCUGCAAAUUCGGGUACCUGACGUUGCCAUUAUCAAGCAUCAGCAUCAAUCCCGACAAUACAGCUACAGUUACAGGUACGUAGCAAGUGAACUCUCCUUGAUGUGUCUAUCAGCUUAUUCCAUACCUCUGUCUGUACACCCCUGCUAUUGUUUUGUUUUGUUUUGUUUUGUUUGUUUUUCGCUUUUCUUGAUCCUUCUGUUCCAUUUGCCGCCGAGGGCCCUGGAUCCCUAUGGUAUGGGUACUGGGAUCGCGCAUCACGUUUCUUCAUUUGAUCUUGUCAUGCUCUACCGCCUGCUCUCUUGCCAUCGAGAUUUGGCGCCGUUCCCCCUUUCUUCACCCUUGGGUCGGCAGCCAAUCUGAAGCCAAGGUGCAUGCACUUCCUAGCCCAAACGGUGGUUCCUGCCCGGCGUCUUGUUUAGCUCAUCCGGCCGAUUGGUCCUUGCUUCGUGGCGGUUUGGCGGCAUUUGCGCUGUCUGGGCUUGACGCUGGAACUUC